Molecule: messenger RNA, 1347 nt
Organism: Oppia nitens
Lineage: Eukaryota; Metazoa; Arthropoda; Arachnida; Sarcoptiformes; Oppiidae
Product: cholecystokinin receptor type A-like
Exons: 4
Coding region: 1-1347 (448 amino acids)
Biological process (GO): neuropeptide signaling pathway
Cellular component (GO): membrane
Molecular function (GO): neuropeptide Y receptor activity
Source: RefSeq, a predicted model, not a curated record
AUGUAUAAUACGACUAAUCAAUUGCUACUACCGUUUGACGACAAACCGGUAGUAGGACUGGCCGUCCAAACCAAUAGUUCAAGUAUUAUCAUAGACUUAGACAUACCGUUACUAUCAAUGAUUGCCGACACCAACAACAACAACAACAACGGCACACAUAUUGUUGACGACAACAACAAUCAGCUACCGGUGCAGCAUAUACUACCUCAGCUGCUACUGAGCAUCAGUGGCCAACAAAUUGCUACACUAAUAGUACCCUAUAGUCUCAUAUUUCUAUUGGCCAUUGUCGGCAACUUACUGGUCAUUGUUACGCUGGCCGCCAAUCGACGUAUGCGAUCGGUAACCAAUCGUCUACUAUUGAAUCUGGCCGUCAGUGACCUACUAUUGGCCGUAUUUUGUAUGCCGUUUACAUUGAUGGCCGUACUGUUCAAACAGUUUAUUUUCGGCCAAUUAAUGUGCUCAUUGAUACCCUAUUUGCAAGCCGUAUUAGUAAUGGUAUCGGUGUGGACACUGGUAGUCGUAUCGGUCGAGCGCUACUACGCUAUAUGUCAGCCGCUGAGGUCGCGCGGCUAUCGGCAGACCCUAUCCUAUGCCUACCGGAUCAUUGGCUUAGUAUGGUUUGGAUCGUUGGUAUUGAUGUCGCCUAUAGCUGUGGUCAGCCGACUACAGCCCAUCGAAAACAUUGGCAUUUAUGAGUGUCGGGAGUCGUGGCCAACACCGCACCUGUUGACAGCGUUUACACUGUUUUUGGAUGUAUUAGUAUUUAUAAUACCAUUGAUGAUAAUGUCCAUCACCUAUACCUCCAUAGCAAUUACAUUAAGAUAUAAUUUAAGAUCAGAUCGGUGUCGUAGGCGUCGUCGAUGUCGACGACACGGCCAGUGUUUAUCAUCGGAAACGGAUCCCAGAGUCGUGUCGUUGACAACAACAAACACCUGUAUUGCAAACCCAGACACUACUACCAGAGCCUCAUAUGUCGACCAUAACAAUCGGGAACCACCUCAACAACAACCAGACCCUCAACAACCACCAGCACCUGUAAGCACCGUAGGACUGGCUCUACGUUCAAAUACCUGUCCACUGGUAGCCGAAGCCCGCCAGAAACGUAUAGUUUUGAUACUGUUUCUGGUGGUCAUUGAAUUUUUCCUAUGCUGGACACCUAUCUAUACGGUCAAUACGAUUGGCAUAUGGUAUGGCCGGGAAUGGACUGACCAGACAAUGGUCGGUACCAAUUGGUUAUCGUUUUUUCAAUUGUUAACAUUUUUUUCCUGCUGUACUAAUCCGUUUACCUACGGGUUUAUGAAUAGUAAGUUUAGGCAAUGUUUUAGACAAUUGUUUAAAUGUUUUUAG